This is a messenger RNA of Labrus mixtus (cuckoo wrasse), 6199 nucleotides long. It is a transcript of the gene cdk12, whose product is annotated as cyclin dependent kinase 12. NCBI's taxonomy places the organism in Eukaryota, Metazoa, Chordata, Actinopteri, Labriformes, Labridae. The transcript is spliced from 14 exons. Gene Ontology annotation, cellular component: nucleus; cyclin/CDK positive transcription elongation factor complex. Gene Ontology annotation, biological process: protein phosphorylation; transcription elongation by RNA polymerase II; positive regulation of transcription elongation by RNA polymerase II. Gene Ontology annotation, molecular function: cyclin-dependent protein serine/threonine kinase activity; cyclin binding; ATP binding. Bases 829 to 4899 code for a protein of 1356 amino acids. The record is from RefSeq and is a predicted model, not a curated record.
CCGGUUCAUUCCGCUGUGCGCAGAAGUUGCUAGUCACAGGAGCCACAAUGGCGUUUGUAGUGUCCUUCAGAUAGGGCUGUGGAUGAUAUUAAAUCCACUAGCAUCGCCCUAAAUAUAGGCCUGGUUGACUCCCAGAGCCAUUGAUAAUAAACUGGAACAUCUACUGCACACGAAAAUACUAUGAUUUCUUAUCAAUAUUGAAUUUAUAGGGGAUAAAACUAACAUUAAAGGGAAUAUGUAAACAGUACCAACCGGGUCAAGUUUUCAUUUUGUUCGAGAAACGAGCGUCUUUAAAUUAAGGCAUUUGCUUGUUUCUAAAUGCUUAGACGGUAAUUUGGUGGAAUAAAAACACCUUUACUUUACUUGGCACCGGACAAGGAUACCUUUUCACAAAGGGGACUUUUUUUUUCCUUUCUUUUUCACGAAUCAGCUCGCUAGCCCGCCAAGCAUUAGCUAGAAGUGCUAGCUAAACUGAGACGCUGACGACACCACAAUGCUCCGAUGUUUUGUUUGGAUCUUUUUUUUUAAUUCACUGACUAUUUCGAAGUAACAUACCUAACAGCGCCGGGAAACCACUUUGGCAUUUUUUUCCUUCUUUGAUGAGAUAAGAUUUGGCGAUCUCAGUUGGAAUGAAUUGGCACUGAGGAGGACUGGACGUGAGCGGCCUAGUUGGUUCAUUUUGUGUGUUUUCUUGCCCUGUUUCUGCUUGGUAACUAUUUUUGAUUUUUUUUUUUUGGCACUUUUGAAAAGCUACUGUUUUCUUGUUAAUGAAUUUCCUGGACCACCGAGGCCCAGUCGCAGCAGAGGCACCGACGCUGGCGUGAAGGGAUGCCUGGGUCGGACCGACACCAUGGGACCAAGAGGAAGCCAGAAUCUAGCAACAGCAGUGUGCCUCACCAGACUCAUACCUCUGUGGGAGAAAAGACGAGCAAAGACGGCAAGGUGCAGUUAAAAUCUCCAAUGUCCUCUUCCUCCACUAAACGUAAGCGGCAUAAAUCAAAUAAACAUAAUAAGGAAUCCUUGGCGACAUCAGGACGAGAAUAUUUUACCAUCGGCGACACGGCGCCACCUGGUGUCAACACCGUGAAGCCUCUGGUGGAGUACGACGACAUCAGUUCCGACUCGGACACUUUCUCGGACCCGCCGUCCUCCAGGCCUCCCGAGAGAGGGGGUGGGUAUCGACUGGAGCCCUCACCCGACUAUGGCAAGGACGAUAUCGGCAAAGAAGCCGAUGUUAGAGAGAACAGGGCGCACAGACAGUCCCGGAAAAAGCCCAAGGACCCAAACAAAGUUAGAGACCCUGGCAAUGGAGAAGGUGGCUGCAAGAAGAAGAGCAGCAAAGACCGCGAGAAAGGGAGUUCUGGAAAGAGCAAGGAGAAGGCUGGCUCGUCGGUUCCCCCGUCCAAACGCCAGGUGCAGCCAGACGGUGAAGCUAAACGUGCGGAGCUGAUGCUCUCCUCCCAGCUUCAGCCUGGAGCCAGUGUCGGGAGCACCACUUCCUCCACGUCUUCAUCUCGCAGCAAGGAGAGCAGCCGCUCAGGGAAGUCUCGCAAAGACAAACAGCAGCGCAGAGAAGGUCGAGGGGAGGGCAACCGAAGCUCCUCUCAGAAGAGCCGCGCCGACGGGAGCCACCGCAAGUCCUCAAAGAGCCACAAGUCGAGCCCCAAAGGCAAGUCCUCGAGUAGGGGUAGCCCUCGCAGGAAGGGCACCAGCUCUGCUCUGUCGCCCAGUCCCAGAAGAGGGGCUGGCAGCGAGAGUCCACAGGCCAGUGGGUAUGGGCAGCAGGGGGAUGACAGCUACUCCAGGCGGAGGGCGGCCCAGAGUCCCAGUCCCUACAGGGAGACGUCUCGCCGCAGCAGACAAAGAUCAGACAGCCCCUAUGGCAGCAGACACAGGUCCUCCAGCUAUGAGAGGGACAGCAGCCCUUACUCAAGGAGGCGCUCCAUCAGCCCCUAUGGUACGCGCAGGUCCUCCAGCACCAGCCCCAUGUCAAGACGCUCAGGCCGCUCCAGAAGUCGCUCGCCUCUGCACUACUCCUCUUCUCGUCGCUCCUCCUCUCGUUCCAGAGGCAAGCGGCACACUUCCUCUGUUGGAGUGGGGGGCAGCUCCCAUAGCAGUCGGCCAACAAGCCGCUCCCCUCCCUCUUCUCGCCUGCCACUAAACUCUAGUCUAGGAGCAGAGCUGACCCGAAGAAAGAAGGAACGCCAGGCUGCUGAGGCUGCAGCUCGUGCCAGUGGUGGUGCUUCGCCUCUUCCCCCGGCCCGUAAACCUGCAGGCUCUUCCUUGUCACGGCCCACCAAAGCCGAGACUCCACAACCAGAAAAGGAGGCGGCGUCAGUAAAUGAACACCCUCUGCCGCCUCCUGCACCAUUACUCCAGGUGGAUCCUAGUGGUGAAGAUCAGACUACUGCCCUUCUACCUUCCUCUGCCACCUCCUCUCCUGCACCCCCACCUCCUCAGCCCUCUCCCCCUGUUCCAGCUGCACAGGUUCCACCCAUACCACCUCAGGCAGAAACAAGUAUUCAGCCUCCUACACCCUCAACCACAUCACAGGCCAAAUCUCCAGCUCCACUCCCUACACGCAGCCCCAUCCGCCCGACAGCGCUCCACAAGACGUCGACUCUGCCUCCCCUGCCUUUACCACCUGCACUGCUGGGAAACACUCAGGGCAGUCCAAAGAAGUCCACCCCAACUCAGAAGCUACCUAGGAAGGAGAAGGAGGCUCGCAGUCGGCCAUCAAUCACUGAUCUUCCUUUACCCCCCACUCUGCUUGGAGGAGAUGCCUCCCCUCCACAGUCCCCCAUCCGCCAGGCUCCACUGCUACCCCAGACAGCCCUAAAGAAGCGACCAAAGAUUUGCUGCCCACGAUAUGGUGAGCGCAAACACACCCAGAGCGACUGGGGCAAGCGCUGUGUCGAUAAAUUUGACAUUAUUGGCAUCAUAGGGGAAGGAACCUACGGCCAAGUGUACAAGGCCAAGGACAAAGACACUGGUGAGCUUGUGGCUCUGAAGAAAGUGCGUUUGGACAAUGAAAAGGAGGGUUUUCCUAUCACAGCUAUUCGCGAGAUCAAGAUCUUGCGGCAGCUCAAACACCGCAGUGUUGUUAACAUGAAGGAGAUUGUCACUGACAAGCAGGAUGCCCUCGACUUUAAAAAGGACAAAGGUGCCUUUUACCUGGUGUUUGAGUACAUGGACCACGACUUGAUGGGCCUGCUGGAGUCCGGUCUGGUCCAGUUCUCCCAAGAGCACAUCCGCAGCUUUAUGCGCCAGCUGAUGGAGGGCCUGGACUACUGCCACAAGAACAACUUCCUUCACAGAGACAUUAAAUGCUCCAACAUACUGCUCAACAACAGAGGUCAGAUCAAACUGGCAGACUUUGGUUUGGCCCGUCUUUACAAUUCAGAGGAAAGUCGGCCGUACACUAAUAAAGUAAUCACACUAUGGUACCGCCCCCCUGAACUGCUGCUGGGAGAGGAGAGAUACUCUCCAGCCAUUGAUGUAUGGAGCUGUGGUUGUAUCCUAGGAGAGCUUUUUACCAAGAGGCCCAUCUUCCAGGCCAACCAGGAGCUUCUGCAGCUGGAACUCAUCAGUCGUCUGUGUGGGAGUCCUUGCCCUGCAGUCUGGCCUGACGUCAUUAAACUUCCCCUCUUCAACACCAUGAAACCCAAGAAGCAGUACAGAAGGCGACUGAGGGAGGAGUUUGCAGUUUUACCGACUCCUGCCUUGGAAUUGCUCGACCAAAUGUUGACCCUGGACCCUGCACGGCGCUGCACAGCAGAGCAGGCCCUCAGCUGUGACUUCCUGUGUGAUAUUGAGCCCAGCAGGAUGCCGCCCCCUGAUCUUCCUCACCACCAAGACUGCCAUGAGCUGUGGAGUAAGAAGAGGCGGCGAGCUCGUCAGAGCGCCUUGCCUGGUGAUGUGCCUGUGCCCAAAGUGCCCCGUAAGGAUGUGACAGGAACCUCCAGUGGAGAGAACAGCCGGGCCCAAGCCAGUCCGGCCGGAGCCCCUCCCCCUCCACAAGGAAAGCCACCAACAACAGCAAACCUAGAGCGUGAGCUGUCAGGUCUUGGUGCUGCUGCAGAACAGUUGAACCAGACAGAGCUGGCGGUGCUGCUGAACCUCCUCCAGGGACAGACAGACCUUAGCCUGCCUCAAGUGGCCCAGCUCCUCAACCUCUCCAACCCAGAGACCCUCAGCCAGUCUCUGUCGGCCCUGAGUGAGGCUUCCGACCACCAGGGGGCUCCAGAGGACCAGGCUGCUGCUAGAUCCCAGCCCCCAGAACCACCCCCCGAACCACAAGAACUCUCACCGACAUCCGCAGACCCACCACUGAGCCAGGAAGACCAGGCCAACCUGUUGGCUCUAAUUUUAGGUCACAUCAUUAAGCCUCAAAGCGAGGAGCAAAGCGAUGAGAGCAAUGGCGUCCAAUCAGAGGAGGCACUUACACACGAUUCAUCCGCCUCCACUACUGAUCGCAAGGAUGUUGCAACAUCAAAAAGGAAAGAGUUAGGCGCAAACCUGGUGCCCCUAUCUGGGGAGAAGCGUCCCCCCUCACCACCCGGGCCGCCUCCAUCAGCUGCCCUCCUUGGAAACGCGGAGCAGGCUGUGUCUGAAUCUCAGCCCAGCCAGGACAUCAGCCCUGCUGUGGCAGCUGCCUUGCUGCAGCUCAUCUCUCAGCAUGACUCAGAAGCAGAGGUCUCUCAGCGCAGCAAGGACCCCUCUCCUGGCGUGGACGCUCCUGCCCGGGGACAGCCCCCUCCACCCUGGGUUGCCGACUCGCCACCCAAAUCUUCUGCUGCAGCUGAGGCCCCAUCAGGGCCCGAGACUGCUGCCCCUGUCGCUUUAGCGCAGUUCCCCAAGGACCAGGACCUUCGCUUUUCUCAUGGUGCUGCACAUUGACCCUCUAUCCCUUCCAUGUGACAGAGCUGGUUUGGUUUAGGUGGCUACAGCAAACCUGGCCUGAGUGGAGAUGCAGAAGAAGAACGCAGAGGGACACCCACAGGGUUAUGACUCACUGGACCAUGAGCAGGUAGCUAAAGUUGAUCAUAGAUCUUGAAAAUGAAUGUGUGUAAGAAAGAGAUUAAAGGCCUUUCCAGGUCAUGAACAUCACUGCCCACUGUACAAGCUUGUGUCCUAUUGGACGGGUUAUUUGGACUUUCGGUUGAUCUGUUCUUCAAGAGUCCUAUUAAGUACAGUCACCGCCUCAGUCCUUGCUCUUUAACGUUCGCUUAAGUUCCUGACUUCAAUGAAGUUGAGCUUUCAAACUGAGUGCUAUGCUGCUGACACUCAUCCAAGAAAUCAGCCUUGACUAUCUCCCCCCCCCCCCCCCCCAAUACAUUGAUUGUGAGGUCCACUGUAGUUCCCUAUUCUAAUAAGGUUUUCAGUGUUUAGGGGAGUACAGUCACUGUCCUCCAUGCUCUCAUGGAGCGUUGUCUGUGACAGUCUUAAAAUAUUUUUGUUAAAGCUAACAUGCUCUGUGUGGGUACAUUUGAGGCAUUGGUGAUACUGAAGAACUUCCCUGCUGGCUAGAGCCCCUAUUUUCAGCCUUGUGCCUCCUUCAUGACCCCAACAACCCCCUGAAUGAACUCGGCCUGGUUGGGAAAUGUGGCUUAAGCGUCUGCUUUGAACGACACACGUCAGUGUAUGUCUACAGGACUAUUUUUUUUUUGUUUCAUCAAAAGGCUCGCUGUCAUUAACUCAACUGAACUGCAACGUGUUCAAAAUCCUUACUCCCCUAUGCAGCACACCUCCUCAUCGCAACAAGCUUCAGCUUAUAGUGCUCCCCCUUUUUCCUGUCUCCAAUAUGGAUUCAACCCCUGUGUUGUUAUGGACUCCGCUAUAAUACACACACACUACUCUGCUAUUGAAGAAAACCCGCUAGUAACAUGCACUAUGAACACAAACAAACCAUUUUCAGCUUUUUCCUCGUUAGCUCUGAAAGCCUUGUCUAAUAUGUCGUCGCCUCCCUGUCAACUUCUGCAGCAAAAAGCUUUUUUUUUUUUUGGUGCAGUUUUUUUUCUGAUUAAAGAAAAUGAUUCAAGGGUUAAAAACGAUGGUCCAUUUCUUAGUUUCCUUUUUUUUUUGCUUUGGAAAAGGAAAUGAGAAGAAAAUAGCUUCACUUGUCUGUAAAAAGAAAAAAAAAAGUAUUUUGUAAUAUGUGUUUUCUUGGUUCGGUUUAUUAAAAGAAGUUAUGCGACCA